AUUCUCCCGUGUCGGGUGAGGAAUGAGCGACUAGGCUAUCACUUCCCUUGUGUUACAAAUAAACACCCCCCCCCCCCCCCCCCCCCCGGUUCUUGUUUCAGGGUUUUCCCGUUCCUCUCUUUUCCAGCGCCCUUUUUCCUCAUUCAAAAAAACCCAUCUCCAAAUCAAUGGAACCCAACACAGCAAUCUCGAUACCAAAAACCACCCAGGAGCUAGCAAUCGAAGGCCAAACCCACUUAGAAGCAACAAUCGAAGCAGCCUUCCAGAUACUCUCCUCCAUGAACGACGAGCUCUGUAACCCUAAUCUGUGGUCCACCACUCCUUCUUUCUCUCCUAACAACAGCAACAACAACACGAGUGCUAUGGGAAAUGGGCAUCACGUGAACGGCGACGUUUCUUCUGAUUCGGGGCAUCAUUUCGAGAUGGGGGGUGGAGCCCUAGACGAGGCGAGGCUCCGGUACAAGUCUUCUGUCGCCGCUCUCCGUUCGGUUCUCGCUGCUAUUCCCAAUUCGCAGAAGGCAAGCCCUUAUGACGCUGGUUCCACUACAAGCAGUUCGGUAUCCCUGCCAGACCAAGCUGAAAUUGAGAAGUUGGAAGAGCGAGCUUCUGUUUUGAAACAGGAGCUUGCAAACAAAAAUAAGCAUCUCAAGCUUCUCAUAGAUCAGCUAAGAGAUCUUAUAACGGACAUCUCAACAUGGCAAAGUCCUUGUUCUAUCUGAAAUUCAAGUGCAGACAGUGAUGCGUCGAGAAUCCAGCCAAUAAGAUAAUAGUUCAUCUUUACCUUGUUGGUUCGGAGAAGCUGCACUUGUUCAUCAAGGUGGUCUUUUAUCAGCCGUCAGUGAUGAGGUUCUAUUAGACAAGGCAUCAAUGAAGAAAGUGAAAUGCUAUGCGAUAAAUGGGGAUCCAUCUUUACGGAUCUUGAAUGCCUUAAUGUGAUUAAGAAAUCUUGGUACCAUUAUGGUCAUUUAGGUGAUGAAAAUUCUGCACUUUUACGGAUAUUGAGAGAGACUGUACUGUUCCGAGUGAUUGCAUCACCAUCAAUACGGCACCCUUUCGUGUUCCAAACACUGUAUUCAAUCUAUCCAUCUUUACGGAUCGCUUUUGUUCUCCUA
Molecule: messenger RNA, 1112 nt
Organism: Rhododendron vialii
Lineage: Eukaryota; Viridiplantae; Streptophyta; Magnoliopsida; Ericales; Ericaceae
Product: mediator of RNA polymerase II transcription subunit 30
Exons: 3
Coding region: 168-719 (183 amino acids)
Cellular component (GO): mediator complex
Source: RefSeq, a predicted model, not a curated record